GCCUUCUCUCCUACUUUUCCGCGCCCUGAUUGGCUGUUGAGCCGGAAUUCUCUCUCUCUCUGGUUGUGGUUCUGGCUCGCACUGUACUCGGCACGAUGGCGACUGAUUCCUGGGCCCUGGCGGUGGAUGAGCAGGAGGCGGCGGCUGAGACGCUCGGCAAGUUAAACCUGAAAGAUGAAAAAGCGGUGAAGCUAAAGCCAGAGAGCAAUGGCACAGACAGUGUGGAGAAUGCAGAGCAGACUGGCCGCAAAGAUGGAGACAAGUCAGAAGAUGAUGAUGAUAAAGAGGACACAGCUGCUCAGUCGUUGCUCAACAAACUUAUUCGGAAUAAUCUGGUCAGCAACACCAACCAAGUGGAGGUUCUGCAACGGGAUCCGAAUUCUCCCCUGUACUCUGUCAAGUCGUUUGAGGAGCUGAGACUGAAGCCAGAACUCCUUCAAGGUGUCUAUGCCAUGGGAUUCAACAGGCCCUCCAAGAUCCAAGAGAAUGCUUUGCCGAUGAUGCUGGCUGAGCCGCCUCAGAACCUCAUUGCCCAGUCUCAGUCGGGUACAGGUAAAACCGCUGCCUUUGUUCUGGCCAUGCUGAGUCGAGUGGAUCCUGCAAAUAAAUAUCCACAGUGCUUGUGCCUCUCUCCAACCUACGAGCUGGCUCUACAGACCGGGAAGGUCAUUGAACAAAUGGGGCAGUUUUCGAACAUCAAAUUGGCCUACGCUGUACGAGGAAAGAAGUUGGAACGUGGGCAGAAGAUUCCAGAGCAUAUUGUUAUUGGCACGCCGGGAACUGUGCUUGACUGGUGCUCCAAACUGAGGUUUAUUGAUCCCAAGAAGAUUAAGGUGUUUGUGCUUGAUGAAGCGGACGUGAUGAUCGCCACUCAGGGACACCAGGAUCAGAGUAUCCGCAUCCAGAAGAUGCUGCCCCAGGACUGCCAGAUGCUGCUUUUCUCCGCCACAUUCGAAGAAUCCGUGUGGAGGUUUGCACAGAAAGUGGUGCCGGAACCCAACAUCAUCAAACUGAAAAGGGAGGAGGAGACCCUGGACACCAUCAAGCAGUACUACGUCGUGUGUAAGAAACGCGAAGAUAAAUUCCGAGCUUUGUGCAACAUCUACGGCUCCAUAACCAUCGCGCAGGCCAUGAUCUUCUGCCAUACCCGCAAGACUGCGUCCUGGUUGGCCGGUGAGCUGUACAAAGAAGGCCACCAGGUGGCCCUACUGAGCGGAGAGAUGAUGGUGGAGCAGAGGGCAGCCGUCAUUGAUCGAUUCCGAGAUGGCAAGGAGAAAGUGUUGGUUACAACCAAUGUGUGCGCCAGAGGUAUCGACGUGGAACAAGUGUCCGUGGUUAUUAACUUCGACCUUCCCGUGGACAAGGAUGGGAACCCGGAUAACGAGACCUACCUUCAUAGAAUCGGCCGCACGGGGCGUUUCGGCAAGCGAGGACUGGCCAUCAAUAUGGUUGACGGUGAACACAGCAUGAGAAUUCUGCAAAGUAUCCAGCAGCACUUCAGUAAAAAGAUCGAACACCUCGACGCGGAUGACAUUGAUGAAAUUGAAAAAAUCAGCAAGUGAAAUGUAUCGGCGUCUCUUUCCCUGAUCUGCAUCUCUGGUGUCGUCUUUCCAGAGGACUCUGGUCCUGUUCAGCCCAACGCCAUCCCCACAACUCACAUGAAUCUCCUUUGUUUUUUUUAUGGAAGCUUUUUUUUUUUUUUUUUUUUUAAAGGGGGAUCUUUUUAAAUCUUCAAACUGCUGCCUCUGAAAAUCGGCUAAGCCAGAGUGUGGAGUUACAACUUUGCCCACAAACAAACUAUUCACCCAGAGUUCUGCUGCAUUGAACCCGCACCCCAUUACUAAACUGGACCAGGAAUGGCACCUGGAUUGUCCCACUGCCCCAGAUCUGUGUAUCAGGCACUGGGUUGAGCAAGUAUCUGAUUGGACAGACGGCAGACAACGUAUCGUGACUGCAUCAAAUGUGUUUUUUUUGGGGGGGGUAGGGAUAUACUAAACAUUUUAUCAGCGCUUCUCUUGCAGGAUUAAUUCUUUUUUUCCCUAUUUUAAUUUGUCUCCUUGAACUUUCAUUUCUUUUAAGAAUUCUGCUUCUAGUACAAUCUGCAGAAGGUAUUUUUUUUUUCUUUUUUAAAUGUUAUGUGCUUGGCUGGCUCCCCGGCUGGAGACUUCAUGGACAGUGGCGUUGUAACGAGUGUGGCUUCUAACGAGUGUGGCUUCUCCUAUUGGGGACACGGGGUGUAAUGCAAAGUGUGUGUUGCAAAUGGCUCCCAGGCAACUGCCGGCUGUUCAUUGACAACAGUGAAUGAAGGGGAUGCCUCGUGAGGUGCAGUCCUGUGCUGUUUUAUUGUACCUCCCACCAACAUUGCUUCUUGCUGACUCUGCAUUUUAACACUUGGUUUUCAAUACGUUGCUUUGAAACGGAAGCACCAUUUUACAGAGUAAAUAAAGAAAAUAAAAAUGUUGAUUGUUUUUUCAGAUUUGCCUAAGAUUUUUGGAAAUGUGGACUACUUUACUUUAAAACAGCCAGGAAAUCUGCACUGGAAGUGAGGCUCCUUUUUAUAGGGUGUCCUGCUGCUCCUGUUCUGUAUCUGCUUGUUUCAAUAAAGCAUCUGCGCCAUA
Xenopus laevis (African clawed frog) is the source of this 2618-nucleotide messenger RNA. RefSeq names its product DEAD-box helicase 19B L homeolog (gene ddx19b.L). Lineage: Eukaryota; Metazoa; Chordata; Amphibia; Anura; Pipidae. The coding region runs from base 96 to 1562 and encodes 488 amino acids. Gene Ontology annotation, cellular component: nucleus; cytoplasm. The record is from RefSeq and is a predicted model, not a curated record. Gene Ontology annotation, molecular function: nucleic acid binding; nucleotide binding; hydrolase activity. The transcript has 12 exons.